UUAUAAAUAAAAAUUUUGUUUUGGGAUCUAAUUUUGCAAAUUAGGUUGCUAAAAAUGUUGUAUAUCGCAGGAUUUAAUUCAUCAUUAUUGUUCCUCUUAAGGCCUACAUAGUAUACAACAAUAAUUCAUCUUGUGUGAUUAUAGAGACAUAUUGUGAUUAUUGUAAAUAAUUGAAAAAUAAAUUAAAAUGGUUCAAACUGCUACAAAUGAAACUGAUUGCAAAGAUGAUAAUGGAAAUGUUGGAAAUGAUGAGAGUGGGGGGAGUAACACUGAUGAUAUUAAAAAUGAUGACAAUGAAGAUAGUGGAAGCGCUAGACUUUGUGCCAAGAAGAAAAACUGUUCAAAGAAGUUGAAACACUGUGGCCCUUGCGAUAAAAAACGCCUUGUUUUGACUCAUUUUUGGAAGAAGUCUUCUGUUCAUAUUGCACGCAACAUAAAGAAGUUAAAAAUACAACACCAGUCUUUGUCUGAACAAAAUGCAAAAAGAGUUUCUGAUAUGGUCCUCCUGAAUGCCAAUAUAGGUGAAAUGCAGAAAAAAGAGGUGGAGUGUCAAUCCAGUGUUGAAGACUUGAGGAAUGAGGUUCAAGAGAUUAGUGACAGAAAACAAUACCAAGAGGCGGAACUUAAAGAAUGCCAGGAGGAAUUUGAAAAGGUAAAAUUGCUGAUUGAGCAGAAAGGUUAUGCAAGGAAAAGACGUGAAAAUUUGCCAACAACAUCUGACAUGAUUAAUUCUUCCACACAUUCUGUAAAAUAUAGACGUCGGGAAGAGACGAAAAGUCUACUCGAAUAUAUUCAUGGUGGAAAAAUCGGUUCCCUUUAUGGUGCUUGGGACUACCUAAGAAGUACAGCAAGUAAGGAGCAAAUGGAGGAGUUCAUUUUAUCAUACAAGAGAGGAAAAUUCCUUGAAAAUCUUAUUGGAAAAUUCUCUGAACUUCAAUCUAGAAGUGAAGGUGGGAUUCGAAAGGCAGUGUUAACAAAGUAUUUUAAUUAUAUGUCACGAAGAAAGUACACAAUGCUUUGUAAGAUACAAAAACAUUCUUUCACAGAACAUUAUUCUUCAAGUAAUUUGAUUUCAUACGGCGAUCAUAACAUCUUGCUGAGAACAAGAUCUGUAUCUGAUAGGACAAUUGAUUCUUUUGUAAAAUCUUUGGAUAUAGGAGACAUCCAUCAUGUUGAAGGUGGGGUAUCACGUACAGUUACUGCUUUAGUAACAAUGAUUGCCGAUUUAAAUUUAAGAGUUAAGUCUUUAAAAGAUAAAUUACUUUGGUUCAAUGGUAAUACAAACCAUUUUGUCAUUGAAUUUGCAGAUGAUGGUGCACCAGAGUCGAAAGACAAAACAAUGACAAUUGCCACCCUCUCCUUGUGGAAUUAUGGAGCUCGUAUACGCAGUCGCGAGUUUCAUUAUCCUCUUCACAUGGUGACUGCCCCUGAAAAACAUGAAGUUUGUGAACAGCUUUGGAAGCAGCAUACUGAAGAAAUGCAACUGAUUGAAGGGACCUCGGGAGAUGAGGUUACACAGGAUUACCUAACCAGUUACAAAAUGGUACUGUUACCUAAUAGGGUCCUGUACGUAAGUACGGCCCCACAAUCGAUCAAGUUUUAUAUAGGGAAACGUUUUUACCCGAUGAAAGAUUUUACCACGCUAAAUCAAGUCCAGUUUAGUGAAACUUUGAAAGUUUAUCAAGUCAAACCAUCGGUUAUUGGGAUCAAGAGACGAUCUUUUUCUUUGAUCAUCAAAGAAAAAGAUGCCACUCACUGCAUUUUGAUUUUUGAAAGCAUGAAAGAUCUUUUUCUAGUUUUUCUUCCAUGUCGAGAGUGUGUUGGGAGACGACGGCGACGUCUCCGUCUUGAAAAAAGAGCAGCUAAAAAAACGCGUAUGUACGCACGUCAUAAAGUUGAAGAUAUUCGUGAAUCUUGGGCUUUAUCUUAUAAUAUUAUCUUUAAACUUGCUCUAAAGAUAAUUAUUUUCUUGACGGGUAUACAAUAA
Hydractinia symbiolongicarpus is the source of this 1987-nucleotide messenger RNA. RefSeq lists its product as uncharacterized. NCBI's taxonomy places the organism in Eukaryota, Metazoa, Cnidaria, Hydrozoa, Anthoathecata, Hydractiniidae. Bases 188 to 1987 code for a protein of 599 amino acids. The record is from RefSeq and is a predicted model, not a curated record. The transcript has 8 exons.